AUGGGCUGUCGUUCAGGAGGUGCAGAAACAGGACCCGGGUGUCUUGGUCAUGACGUAUCUCGCAGCAGCACCUACGGGAGGCAGCGGCAAGAGCUGCGGCAGGAUAUGGAAGGAGGCUGCUGCAGCUGUUGCUACCUGGAUGUGGGCCCCACGGACAUGCAUGCAUUGGCAGAGGCGUGCAGCGAGGCGGUGGCUCAGCGGGGGGCGGCAAAUACCCUUUCGGGUUGGCUCUCGCACUGCCUUCCGCUGCACGAAGGCCUCGAGCUGCUCCAGCAACUGCACAAGCAGCAGCACCUGCAGCAACAGCAACAGUUGCAGCAGCUACGCCAGCCGCAGCACAACGUGGACAAAAGAGCAUCUCUGCAAUGCUGCCCUUCCGCGUUGAUGCAACAGCGGCUUCUGCUGCAGCAUGGGGCUGGCGAGGAGGCCCUUGCGCUUGCGACCGAAGUGGAGCUAACAGCAGCAGCAGCGGCAGCUGCCGCUGCGUCUACUGCCGGGCCGUGCGGCUCGUCAGAACUGAUGAAGGCAGCAACGCGGGCCACAGUGCCUGCUUGGCUCUCCCUCGGGCUGCAGGGCGUCGCGUCUGCUGCUGCAGCAGGUCUGCUGCCUGUAGCGACCCACAGCCUGCAGCUGUUACCCGGCAGAGGCAACGACAACGACAGCGGCAGCUGCAGCGGAGUCGCGGUACUCGAGAAGCAGAAGGCGCUUUCGCUGCUGCAGCAAAUCAACAUGAAUGUAUUCAACGUGUUGCUGCACCUAGGCCGCUUGGACGAGGCUGCCGUUGCUGCAGGGAAUAUGGUUCAAGGGAGCGGCAGCAGCGGUGCUGCAAGCUCGCAUGCAUUGGCCGCAGCACUCCUGCAGCUGGGCAAGCACAACUACGUUGCUGCACUGCAGCUGCUGUUGAUCGCCUUGAGGCAUGCAGCGCAGCUGCUGCAGUACACACUUGCCCCGGAAGAGGCAGCAGCUGCAACAAAUACAGCAGUAGCAAACCCAACAGCAGGUGCUUCAGGGUUUUAUUCUGCUGUGUCAGCUACGACGAGCCAAAGAGCUGCUGCGGCAGUUGCUGCUGCGGGUGGGUGGGUGCCUCCAGCGGUAGCCCUAACAGAAGCGACAGCAGCGAGCGUAUCAGCGGGAGCCUCUGGAGGAAGGUUUCCGCUGCUCUCGGGCAGCUCCAGCUGGCCUGCGCUGCUGUCUCUGAAUGCUGUGGGGACAAUCUCUUUGCACCUAGCUCUGCUACUACACAGCCAGCCUCAGCUCGUAGGCCAGCUAGCUGCUGACCCCACCCAUUUGCUGCACGCACUGAGGUCAGCUAUACGCCGCGUGCACUUCUUCGCUACUGCACAGCCGUUGCAGCAGCAACAGGAGAGACAGCAGCAACAGGAACGACGGCAGCAACGGGAACAGCAGCGGCAACAGGAAUGGGCAACGCAGCCAAUGCUGCAGCAGCAAGAGCAGGAAACUCCCUCUCAGCAGGGAAUGCCAGAAUCCGUCAGACAGAUGGAGGACACUGGGGGGCGUCCUCAGCACUGCUUAAAUGCUCCCCACCAGCACCAACAGCAGUAUCAGCGCCAUGGGGACACGUCUAAUAUCUCUGCAGGGGCUCAGCCAUCGUCAGCAGCAGCAUCACCACCGGAAAGUGGGACAGCCGUCCCAGACAACUGCGCCCCCGCCGACAAUGCAGCACGCCGCACCAGCAGUAGCAACAUCAGCAACUUUCGUAGCAGUUGGCCUUCACGGCCUCCUGUGGAAACAUGCCGAAACCAGCCGGCAGCUGUUGCCGCUGCAGCGGCUCAGGCAGCUGAUUCUGCUGCUGCGGCAGCAGCUGCUGGUUUGCUGCUAGCGGGCUCAGGAGUGGGGGAGCCUUUCCGUCUAACGAGUAAUCAGUGGCCUUUGGACUGUAUGGACAGCUACAGGGCAGCAGGGGCCUUGUUUCAGCAACAGCAGCACCAACGACGCCGCCUUCACACCACACCGUUGGUUUUUGGGGUCAACUCUGCAGCAGCGGAGGGUGCUUCCUCUGCAGCAGCAGGAGCCGAACAAACAGAUGGAAGGACCUUUCGCCUUGAAGUGCCGCAUGCAGACGUCUCUGCUGUCCAGCAGAAGCUUCUGCAGCGCCGUCUGUCGAGGGCGACUGCAGCAACACCAGAAGCAGCGGCUGCAGCUGCUGCAGAAGAGGCUGUCUCAUGCUUUUUUGAAAUUGGAGAUGUGUGCGCCCGCCUUAUGGGUGCUCUGUGCUCUUCCUUCAACUCCUUAAGAAGCAGAAGCAGCAGAAGCGACAGCAUCAACAAUAUACCUGGUGACCCUCUAAAAUACACCUGCGGGGGCCGGCAGCAACAGCAUCAGCUCUGUGCUGAGCUUCGAAACAAGGUGUUGCUGCUGCGGUGCUAUGUGAUGGUCGGAAGCUGUUGGGGAAUGCAGCAGCAGCCUCCUGCAGCAGCAGAAGUGCAACUGAGGCUGCUGCUGCUGCAGUUGCUGCGCCGCACAGUGAGCCUGUUUGGCUGGCAGAUCUCUUCCCAUGGCGACCGGCGAGCUAGCUGGAGAACAGACAGUAGGAUAUCGACCUGUGGCAGAAGCUGCUCCUACUGCAGCAGCUGCAGCAGGAGCGCUCUUAUGACGCUACUCACCGAUCCGGCCACGCUCGGGGAUGCAACACAUACAGCGACAAAUGCCGACACAACUGCUGCAGCUCUUCUUCUGCUGCUCCAGGUAGCCCACAGCUGCCCACGCGUGCUACCUGUUGGGACGCUGCGUUCUGCGCAGUCUCUGUAUGCUCCUGAGAGCAACUGGCGCAGCUUCUGUCCCUUUCUCGCUGCAGCGCACGCUGCAGCAGCAGCGGCAGCAGCAGCUUACCGCUGGAGGAAGCGGGGGCCUCCAAUGCAGCUCGUUGAUAAAGCGGCUCGAGGUGCCGAAGCAGCAACAGACAAGCUAUAUAGGCAGCUUUUGCGGCUGCACAAAGCUGCAGCAGAUGGAGAGCUAGUCCUGACUCUGGCUGCCGCCGCUGCUGCGGCGAGUGAAAGCCGAGGAUGUGUCUUGUCCUCUGCGUCUUGGGGGCUUACACAUGUGCUUUCUGGUGCUGCCACGACACCGGCAGCUGCAAGGGCGUUGCUGCUGCAACAUUCCAUGUUACUGGCUGCCUCUGCCGGUCAGCAGUUGCCGUUGCUCCACAUGCAGCAACUGCUUCGCUGCUGUUGCUGUACCGAGGGACCCUUGCAACAGCCGUUGGCGCUUGCUGUUGCAGCAACCGGAGCAGACUCGCCAAGCUGUGCCUGCUUUCAGCGGACGCCCCACAGGGAGUUCACGUUGCUUUUGCAGUUGGACAUACAGCUGGAUGCAGUUGCGGCGAUGGGGGCGAGCAGCAGAAACAUCAGUCCUGCUGGAUUGGAACUGUUACAGCACCUGCAGCGGGAAGCUGCAGCUGCUUUGCUGUUGCAGAAACCUGUCCUGUACAUGUACCUCCAGCUCCGUGUCGCGAUGGUAGAGUUGCUGCUGCGCCGUGUCUACAGGACCAUACAGUUGCUGCCAUUGCUACAGCAGCUGAUGCAUCAACAUCACUUGGCUCAAUGCAGGUCUCCGGAGGUCGUGGCUGAAUUGUCUUACAUAAAGGCAAUGUGCUGCUGCCACCUUGGCUCGUUGUUAAUACGGCAGCAACAAGGUGCAGUAGCAGUAUUGACAGAGCCACCGUCAGGCGGCCCUUCAUUGGAAAGGGAGCCACAGCUACAGCUGCAUCAGCAAGACUCCCUACCAAGCAUCGCCAAGCUGGUGUUUACAGAAACGGUGGAUACAGGUGGGGUCAAAGCCGCCUGCAGUCUUGCACCAGGAGAGCGUGGAGCGCCAUCUGCAGGGCGCAGGACAGCGCCAACGGGAAGCCUGGCUACUGCCGGGGAGGUGCUGUUGCAUGCAGCAGCAGCCCAUGCAGAAGUUGCGAUGGCUGAAUGGGAUACUGGAGAGCAAGCCGUUGGUCUACGCAGGGGCAACUUUCAGCGAAAGAGGCGCAGGGACAUGCUGGUGGCUUGUCUUGCAUCCGCAGCCUUGAGACUGCAGCAGGCAGAAUGUGAAGCAGCAUCUGGUGAGACUGAGAAGUCUUCAGCAGCAAGGCGGCGGGAGAAGAUAGAAGGCUUCAGGCGUGAGUUUGUCGACCUCCGUGCCGCACUUCUGGACGUGGAUGCUGUUGGCCCGCCACUGCAUGAACAGCAGCCGCAGCAGCAGCAGUUAUCUGGCGGCCGUGCGAAGAAAGAAAGCCGUGGGCGUUGCCUGUUCAACGGAAAUGAAGCAGAAGCCAACGACGAAGCACUCUCUUGGCGUCAUCGGGACAGCAAGUUAAAGCGGCAAAGGGUUAGCGUAGACGAGCGCGAACUGCGGGUUGGUGACAUUGGAAGAGUAGCUCUAGCCACGCUGCGUGGUAAUGAGGCUGCUGUCUGCCCGCUAAGACAUGUGCACUGA
Eimeria maxima is the source of this 4440-nucleotide messenger RNA. RefSeq lists its product as hypothetical. The coding region runs from base 1 to 4440 and encodes 1479 amino acids. The transcript is spliced from 3 exons. The record is from RefSeq and is a predicted model, not a curated record. Lineage: Eukaryota; Apicomplexa; Conoidasida; Eucoccidiorida; Eimeriidae.